AUGACAUGGAAGUGUUUGAUAUUUGGUAAUGCUGCAAGGCCAAAAGCUAAGUUCAAAGUGUGGUUGCAAAUGCAGAAUAUGCUACUUACUGUUGACAGACUGAACAAAUGGGGAAUACAGGUAGAAAGCAAAUGCAGCUUAUGUCAGAGAGAAGAGGAAACAAGAGAUCAUCUCUUUGUGGAGUGUGACUAUACAAAAACAGUAAUGCAAAAGCUGAUGCACUGGACACAGAACCAAAAUAUAAUAGCAGCUACCUGGGAACAACAUGUGUAUGAGUUGAUCAAGAGAGCUAAAGGCAAAACAAAGGAAGCUCAACUAUUCAAGAGAUAUAUUCUGAAGGGUGUUUGGCGACGACGAGAACUGAAGCAGCAACAACAAAGCAGCCAUGGCCGCGCGAAGCUGGAGAAGAAGAAGCAUCGAGCAGCAACAACAAAGCAGCCAUGGCCGCGCGAAGCUGGAGAAGAAGAAGCAUCGAGCAGCAACAACAAAGUAGCCAUGGCUGCGCGAAGCUGGAGAAGAAGAAGCAUCGAGCAGCAGCAGUGA
Messenger RNA from Nicotiana tabacum (common tobacco), 543 nucleotides. NCBI's taxonomy places the organism in Eukaryota, Viridiplantae, Streptophyta, Magnoliopsida, Solanales, Solanaceae. The record is from RefSeq and is a predicted model, not a curated record.